AAUAGUCGGCUAAGGCUUAACCAGCUGAACUUCAUUAAGGAAGGAGGGAAUGUGAGCGACGUUCUCAUUCCCCUCCCGUGGAGCGGGUGGGACGUCAACAAGGCCCUGCACCAGCUGACAAGCUUGUGCUCCGGUCCAGCAGCGCAUGAGCAUCACUUCCAGGGAGUCCAGCCCCCCAUCGGUGCUGCAGACCCAGCCGUCCAGCUUCUGGGCGUUGUGGCCGCGGGGGAUUGCCUUUUUAGGAGACACCUGAUCACAGCUGAACCCGCCGCCACUGAGCACAAAGGAGCUGGGGCUGAUAACGCCAUGCUUGUGUGUGUCCACCCUGGGCCAUGAUGGGAGGUGGAGGUAAUGUGCAGUAGAGACAGAGAUCAUCCGUUUGAGGUUCUUCCAGAUGUUUUCGGACAUUGUUCUCAUCAUUCUGUGACUCCAUCCAAGAAAAGAUAUUUUAUUCAUCCAUGAUUGGCUGCGAGACGUGAGUAGAGUCUUGGCAUCAUGGAGAAAUUCAAGGCGGGCAUGAUUGUGGGGGCUGUUGGUGAUGCCUUGGGCUACAGGAAGGGUCGAUGGGAAGGCUGCAUCUCAGGCAAGAAGAUCCAAGAAGAGCUGGCGUCUCUGGGGGGGCUGGGAGCCCUGAGGCUGGACCCUGACAACUGGACACUAAGUGAUGCCACGUUGAUGCACAUGACCACAGCUGAAGCGCUAAUAACAGAUUACUGGUGUCUGGAGGACCUGUACCGGGAGCUGGUGCGUCUUUACGUGGAGGCCAUGGUGUCUCUGCAGGGCAGAUCUCCAGAUCCCGCCACGGUUGAGAGCUGCGUUCAUCUCAAACCUCAUAACUAUCUGCUCGCCUGGCAUACACCCUUCAAUGAAAAAGGAUCUGGGUUUGGCGCCGCUGCCAAGGGCAUGUGUGUGGGCAUGAGAUACUGGCAACCCGAGAGACUAGACAACCUGGUGGAGGUCAGCAUCGAGGUUGGCAGGAUGACCCACAACCACCCCAUAGGCUUCCUGGGCUCCCUGACAACAGCGCUCUUCGCAUCCUAUGCGAUCCAGGGGAAGCCUCUUGUAGCUUGGGGCCGCGAGCUGAUGAAAGUCAUUCCUUUGGCUGAGGAGUACUGCAGGAAGACCAUACGACACAUGGCAGAGUAUCAGGAAAACUGGUUCUAUUUUGAGGCCAAGUGGCAGUUUUACCUUGAAGAGAGAGAGAUAGACAAGGAAGGACAGAACAAACCUUCGUUCCCUGAUCGCUACGAUGCUGAUGAGACAGACAAGAUGUAUAAGCAUUGGAGCUCAGAGGGCCGUGCAGGCAGAAGAGGUCACGACGCCCCCAUGAUAGCGUACGAUGCCCUUCUGGCUGCAGGGAGCGACUGGUCUGAAGUCUGCAAAAGGGCCAUGUUCCACGGAGGCGAGAGUGAAGCCACGGGGCUGAUCGCAGGUUGUCUCUACGGCCUCAUGCACGGCCUGAUCCACGUUCCCCAGGGCCUGUACCAGGAUCUGGACAAACGAGAGCGUCUGGAGGAACUGGGGGAGGCGCUUUACAAGGCAGCGUCUGCAGAUAAAUGCAUAGUCAAACCAGAGUCUAAGAAAACCAUUAUCAGCCCUGAUGCCAGUAUGUUGAGGAAGUUGGUUAGACACCGCAGCUGCCAUCCAGCGCUCCGAGGGAUUCUUGAGACUCUUCUACAUUACCUGACACAAGAUUUGAAGUUAUACUCAAAAAAUGGAACCAUGGAAAAAUCAGGAUCUGUCAUUGUAACAGAAAGAAACACAACUUACAUGGAUGGUGCUAAUGGGACAACUGAGACUUUGAUAAAACAGAGACAACUUCAGACAAGUGGGACUUUGUGUCAACUCCCUAAAGAGAGUCAGGGGGUGAACCCUGGAAAUGCAUGUCACCAAAAAGAUAAAAGAUCAGGAGACUUAAUUCCUCGAUGUCUUACUAGGUUCCAGCUCCUCCAGUCAAAGUUCACAAGGUCCACGCCCAGACCCCCUAUCUCCCAUCAAAGGACCGUAGGAACUCUGUGCUCCAGAGUAAUGACAGGUGACAUAAACCCCAGCCACGACGGUGAGCGUGACACCAAGAGGGAUCGAGCAAAAAGAGAGCUGAAAAAAACGGGCAACGUCAAGGAUAUAGUGGCCAAGUUUGCCAUGGCCGAGCAGAAAGAACAGGAAAUGAACGCACAGAAGAAACAUCCAACCGGACCACCACUCGUCGGAAGAAGGAUGCUUCUAUCUUCGUUGAUGGAAAGGUUUGAAAGCGUGGCCUCUGUGUGUGAGGACAGCAAAUUUAAACACAGACAUGAAAAGUCUUUGGGAGGAAUCAGUGUGAAAAAGAAGACAACUGUUUAUGAAGGAAGCAAACAUGAGCCAGCAGAAAAAUGUGUCCACAAGCAAAACAAACACAUGCCAAUAAUAAGUAAACCUAUUGGGCAGCUGCAAAGAAGCAAUACACAAAAGCAGAUCGUUCAUAUUUCACAGAAAGACUCAAGUAUUCGGAAAGAGGAACAAAUAGAGGAGCUGCCUUUAAAUCAAAACAUUGACAGUGAUUGUUCGUUAAAACAAAUUAGGGUUGAAGAGGUGAAGGGCUGGCGAUUGGGGAAAUGUGAUGAAAUUCAGGCAGCAGUUGAUGAAACUUCCUGUAUCACCAACAGGUUAAAACAUGGACACAUGCAGCUGCUGUGUUUAACCUCUCUGUGUUUGACUGAAUGGUCGCUGGCAGUACCUCACAGGCUUUGUCCACAGAGGGAGGCAGCAGUGGGUUGGCACAUGGCAGCCAUCAUGACCUGCCCUCCUGUCUGGUGCUCGGGUCUAGACGCGUCCCUAAAACAACGCCUGAAGGAAAUCAGACCUGCUGCCUCGGAAAACAUGAUGAUUAUGAAGAGAGACGGCCCCCACAGGGCUUCGCAGCAGUCCCACACUACGUCAGCUACAGCUGAACCCUCCACUGUAGCAAGUGACGGCGCUGUGAAGCCACAAAUCCAGCAGAUGUUUGAGGAUGGAGGCCAAAACAUGAGCCACAGCGUAAAUGACGAACCAGAUCCACUCAAAGAAGUAAUUACUGGAAAACGUUUACCAAAGUAUGCCAUCCCGCGUGUCUAUAGAUGUGAUUAUGAACAAGGUGCUGAUCCCAGUGAUUCCACUUAUCAGCCCACGCAUCAUCAAGAAACUGUAAACCCCCUGGUUGCAAUAGAGCCAUCUCAAGCUGAGUCCUCCUUGUCUGAAUUCACCCCCCUGCUGGUUAUUACAGAACAUGUUCAAGGCUUUGAACUGCAUCCUCCUAAUGAGAGCAGCCUACGUGCAAUAUGUGAAGAGACAAAGGAAGAGGCAAAAGUACAAGUGCAGGAAACAGACAAGGAGGACAGGGGAGAAAAUGGGGAAACACAGGUGGACGUAAAUGGUGCCAAUGCACAGCAAAGUUUCAGGUUGAAGGACACUGGCUGUAACGAUGGGAUAGAAGACAGUCAAACCUUAUAUGGGACUUCACAUGAGAUUCAACCUGACACAGAAAAGCCGAAACAGAGACCAAAGUACACAACCAUUAACUAUGCAGAUCCUUCAGUCAAACAAACGUAUAAACCCAAAACCAUACGUUUCACUGACACGUUUACUUUCUAGGCUGGAACAGCUGCAAUAGCUGCACAGACAUUAACUCCCAUUAAUUAUUGUUUUUGUUUUUAGUGAUUUAGCUCCUUUCAUACAACAGGACCAAUCAGCUGCAGCAGCAUCAACAGAGAGAGCAACAAGCAGCGAGUCUACUGUGUGCAUGUGCUGCUUAUUGCCUUGAAACAGUGUACCACAGAAUCGUAUAGCUAAUAUCUAUUUAUAACAUUUAAAAAUUACUAAACUAAACAUCAUAAUAAAAAAAUCAAAUAAACAUGUUUACUUCUGUUUUCUGCUAUUACAUUGUGGCAGU
Betta splendens (Siamese fighting fish) is the source of this 3907-nucleotide messenger RNA. RefSeq names its product ADP-ribosylhydrolase like 1 (gene adprhl1). Lineage: Eukaryota; Metazoa; Chordata; Actinopteri; Anabantiformes; Osphronemidae. The record is from RefSeq and is a predicted model, not a curated record. Bases 496 to 3609 code for a protein of 1037 amino acids. The transcript has 8 exons.